Rattus norvegicus (Norway rat) is the source of this 1259-nucleotide messenger RNA. NCBI's taxonomy places the organism in Eukaryota, Metazoa, Chordata, Mammalia, Rodentia, Muridae. The record is from RefSeq and is a predicted model, not a curated record.
GUGAUUGAAAUACAUUGUGUACGAGUAUGAAAGGUCGAUUAGUGAAACUUGUGCAUAAUUAGUAUGCACUAAUGAAAACACUUUUAAAAAGCACCAGUGUAGCUGGUGGUGUAAAGUUGUGGGUUCUUUUGUAUGUAGUGUAUUUAUGCUUCUUUUUGUAUGUACGUCUUCUAGAAUGCAAAGCUUAGAAAAAUACUUGACAAAGACGGUGUCCCACAAACUAGAAUUGUUAAUGGUGCUAACGUUUUCUAGCCUUACGUUCAUAUACUCCUAACUGUACUGUGACUGCUAUUUUAUGUUAGUUGUUGUAGUUUUUUGGGCGGGAUCACUACCAUCUCUAAAAACUAUUUGUGUGUGUGUGUUUGUGUGUGUGUGUGUGUGUGUGUGUGUGUGCGCUCGUGUGUUUCUGUUUCUGUGUCUCUAUGAGUGUACUCAAGUAUCCGUAUCCAGAAGACAGUAUUGGAUACCUUAGAGCUGGAGUUACAGGUAGCUAUGUCAACUGCCUGAUGUGAGUGUUGUGAUCCAAAGUUCACCUCAAGAUUGAGCAACAGUUUCUCUUAACUGCUAAGCUAUAUCCAAGUCAUGACUAAAAUCUUUAAGUAGCAACAGAUGGGUCUAAGCAUUCGAGAAAUGCCUUUAAAAUAACUGAAAACACCAGACAUUGUUUACUAUUAACUUGUCAUGGCCUAGACUCCUCUGUCUUGAAUCACCUUGGCUUCUAAAACAGCAGGACCUUGCAAGAUAGGUCGUCUUCGUCCUUUCUGAGACCUGGUGGUGCGUGCUGUGGCGCUUUGUCUGCUCUGUUCGCUCCUGCUGAGGAACAAGUCGGUCAGGAAGCAGCGCCUCAGCCAUGGCAUUUAAAGAUACCGGGAAGACUCCCGUGGAGCCCGAAGUGGUGAUUCACUGGAUUCGAAUCACGCUCACUAGCCACAAUGAGAAGCCGCUGGAGAAGGUUUGUGCGGACUUGACCAGAGGCCCAAAGGAAAAGAAUCUGAAAGCGAAAGGACUGGUGCACAUGCCCACUAAGACACUGAGAAUCACUACCAGAAAAACACCUUGCGCUGAAAGUUCCAAGACCUGGGAUCGUUUCCAGAUGAGAAUUCACAAGCGACUCACUGACUUACAUAGUCCUUCUGAGAUUGUUAAACAGAUUACUUCCAUCAGUAUUGAGCCAGGAGUGGAGGUUGAAGUCACCAUUGCAGAUGCCUAAGUCAACUGUUUAAAUAAAUUGACUUAAUUGUUAAAUUAAAAAAAAAAGA